CAUCUUCGUUCUUCACAGACAAGCUUCUUCUGCGAAGCAGUGCAUUGAUCGAACAAAGAUGGUAGUCCAUAAGACCCCCUCCUCAGUAUUGUCUCUCCUAAUUUGUUUGACCAUCAUCGUCCUAGCAUUAGGAUUCCACCCCUCUCACGCCCAGAGCUCCCCGCAAGACUACCUCGACGCCCACAACGCGGCUCGCUCCGAGGUGGGCGUCGAACCCAUGGUCUGGGAUGACACCGUCGCCGCCUAUGCUGAAAGCUACGCCAGCCAAAGGAGCGGCGACUGUGCUCUAAUUCACUCCACCGAUAGCCCGUACGGCGAGAACAUCGCCGUCAGCAACGCCGAUGAGUUCACCGCCGUGGAAGCCGUGAACCUCUGGGUGAAGGAGAAGGCCUACUACGACUAUGGCUCGAAUUCUUGCGCCGAAGGUCAGACGUGCGGGCACUAUACCCAGGUGGUGUGGCGAAACUCUGUCCGGCUGGGCUGCGCUAGGGUUCAGUGCAGUGCUGGCGAGUGGGAGUGGUUCAUCAUUUGCAGCUAUGAUCCCGCCGGCAAUGUCUCCGGCGAACGCCCUUACUAGAUACACACACACACACACACACAAAUAUAUAAUGAUAUAAAUAAAAGUUGUACUUGUGGUUGCAUGCAGUUGGUAUACUUCAACUGGAUCCUGCAAUAGGCACUGUGUUGUGUUCUUCUUCAGUCUUUGUAUUUCGGACGUAUUUGUUUCCUUCCCUUGUCAUUGUACUUUGGACAGAUAAAUAAAACACGUGUACGUUUGAUUUAGCCA
This is a messenger RNA of Diospyros lotus (date-plum), 787 nucleotides long. Its product is annotated as pathogenesis-related protein 1A-like. NCBI's taxonomy places the organism in Eukaryota, Viridiplantae, Streptophyta, Magnoliopsida, Ericales, Ebenaceae. Gene Ontology annotation, cellular component: extracellular region. The record is from RefSeq and is a predicted model, not a curated record. The transcript has a single exon. The coding region runs from base 59 to 577 and encodes 172 amino acids.